Messenger RNA from Rhagoletis zephyria (snowberry fruit fly), 721 nucleotides. Its product is annotated as acid phosphatase type 7-like. The record is from RefSeq and is a predicted model, not a curated record. Lineage: Eukaryota; Metazoa; Arthropoda; Insecta; Diptera; Tephritidae. Gene Ontology annotation, molecular function: acid phosphatase activity; metal ion binding.
CCGACGAAACGGAAAUGCUCGUCACCUGGGUGGUGAAGAGCGGCUCCGUCCACGACACGCCCACCGUCGAGUACGGCCCAAGUGAGGGCAGUCUUCACCUGAAGGCCACCGCCGAGGCGACUCACUUCAAGGAGGACAAGACGGAGUUUCGCACCUUCCGCGCCCUGAUGACCGGCCUGACGGCGGGCGGCUCCACGGUGUACUACCGGGUGGGCAGCUCUGGAACGGCCUGGAGCAAGACCUUCCACUUUAGGACGCUGAGCAGAAGUAGCUCAUCAAGCAGUUGGCUGCCCCGCCUGGCCAUCUACGGCGACCUCGGCUACACCAACGCCCAGUCGACGCCCUAUCUGGUGAAGGAGGUCGCUGCCGGCCACCUUGACGCCCUCUUUCACAUCGGCGACUUUGCCUAUGAUCUGCACAGUAAAGACGGCGAACGAGGCCACGAUUUUAUGGAGAUGAUUGAGCCGAUCGCCGCUCAGGUUCCCUAUAUGACCAUUCCGGGCAACCACGAAGAGCACGCCAACUUCAGCCACUAUGAUGCCCGCUUUUCGAUGCUCGGCGACCGCCACCAGCCCGCCCAGCAUAAGGAGGGAAAACCACCACUGAACCACCGUCUGAACAACCACUACCACUCGAUGACCGUCGGCCCGGUGAAGGUGAUCAUGAUCAACACCGAGUACUACUACUACACCGGCUACGGCUGGGGCCAGAUCAGCCGGCA